Cannabis sativa is the source of this 1154-nucleotide messenger RNA. RefSeq lists its product as uncharacterized. The coding region runs from base 448 to 801 and encodes 117 amino acids. Lineage: Eukaryota; Viridiplantae; Streptophyta; Magnoliopsida; Rosales; Cannabaceae. The record is from RefSeq and is a predicted model, not a curated record. The transcript is spliced from 2 exons.
AAUAAAUGUAGUGAAAGAAAAUCUCAAUUUUAUUUAUUUAUUUUGGUGUUUUUGUGUUUUGAUAGAACAAUCGAGUUUAUGGUAAUUGGAGUAGUAAAGCAUUAAAGAUUGUUAAAUUAGGAAAGUGAGAACCCAUUAGGAAAAUCCAGAAAGUGGAGGCUUUCUUAAAGGGUUAUAGAUAAGUAGCUUUUUUGAGUAUUGAAGAUUUUAAUUUAAGGAUUUUAUUAUACUUAAAAGUAGUUUCUAAAAGGGGGUAUUAGUGGUUUAGUACUUUAUUGCUCUCAGUGAUGAUCUGCUAAAUAUUCUGCUUUAGUUUUAUAGAACGUCAAAUGAGAUUGAAUGGGAGAAUUUGUCUCUAAGAGAUUGAAUGGGAGGUUGUUUGGUAAAUUUUGAAUGUGGGUGUUUUGGUAACUGUGACACAGGCCAAGUUUUGAAUCGACAUUGAGGAUGUCAAGACCUUGGGCCCUUGUUUGUUUGCUCUUGUUAAUUGUAUUUACAUCACAAUUUGAAUGGAAACAACAGUAUGGAAAUGAGAUUGAAGCUACUCCAGAUACUUCCAGGAGGCAACAAUAUAUAUCUGAAAGAGAAGAAUCUGUCAAAGAAAAAAUUAUUCUCUCUCAGGAGAAAAAUAUACAGAAACUUAAUGAGCUUGUACAAAGUCUUCGGGAGCAAUUGCUACAGUGCAAGGGUGAAAAUGAGGCUGACAAUGGCACUACAACCCCGCUCACAGAACUUCUAACUGAGCUUGAGAGACAACCUGUCCUGAGGACUAGUCCUGGGCCCCUGGCUAGUAUGUUUUAAUUGUCAACAUACCCUAAACUUGUAAGUAGGAAAGAAAAACUUCUCUUUAUAAGAAUCUAGCUAAACCCGAAAUUGCAGAAACAGUAAUUAUUGUAUGUUGUUUAACUUGUAAGUAUCUAAUCUAUUCUAUAUUGAGUCCAAGAUGUUUUCUUUCUUUUUUUUCAUGGGGGAAGGUAGUGGUGUGGUGCUAUAUGGAAUUACAUACCUUUACAGUUUCUGUAUUCUAGUUCAAUCUGCUAAAGUUGGAGACGUACCAUUACUGUAAUACCUAGUAUGAAACUUGAAUUUGAAUUUGAGCAUGACAGUAUUUUUUGAAUUUACACAGAGCCCUAGAAGUUCAUUGUAGGUUGGUA